CCAGACCUUUACCUGGCAUCUUCGUUUUUAACUUUAAAAUUUAAAUUGACCACUUUGUCUGUAGCUGUGAAAGAUAUAUGCGAAGAAAGAAAGAAAUCCCGUCCCCUCUCUCUCUCUCUCACACACACACAAUGGCAGGAAGACUGGCCUUCUUUGCUAGACUCUCUGCCCUGAUUGUUGUUCUUGUACUUGUCCAUCAAACUUGCAGUGCUGAGGAUGGUCAUCAAUGUGCUCCUUCUUUCUGCGGCAAUAUUCAUAACAUAAGCAAUCCGUUUCGAUUACAAGACGAUCCAGAAAACUGCGGCGACCGAAAUUAUACCCUGUCAUGUGAGAACAACAAUACAGUGUUGUACUCAGAUGCCGGAAAAUACUAUGUGCGGCAAAUCAAUUAUGAUAACUAUACAAUCCGAGUGGUAAACUUUGGUAUUGAGCAGGUAUCCAUCCCUCCUUAUUUUCUAAACGGCUAUAAUUUCAGUUUUGGGCGUUCAUAUGACCUGAAUCGACAAGGGAUAGCUGGGGAACUAAUAAGAAUAUCAAGGAGUGUGGUUUUCGUGAUGUGUGAAAUUCCGGUGAAUUCGGCAUUGUAUUUGGAGACUUCUACUUGCUUUAGAAUUAAUGGAUCAGACUCAGAGUAUUCUUCCAACUCUUCCAAGACGUAUAGAUAUGUCAAAGUCGGCAGAACGAGUCCAUUAGAUGUGGAGGACUCGUGCCAAAUAGAGGGAAUGUCUCUGACAUCGUGGCCAGGAAAUGAUGACCGACAUGUUUCCUGUUCAGACGUCCACAACGCAUUGGCAUAUGGUUUUGAGCUUUCAUGGCUCCAAGUUAUGUGUGAAAGAAUUGGCUGCGGAUCAAGACAAAAUUGCUACUUGGAUGAGGCGAAUCAUGUUCAAUGUUAUGGCUUUGGAUUAUUAGAGAUCAUACUCCUCACCGCAUACUCCUGUGAGGUUUCUCUCUCAAAAAUUUGUUUGGAUGAUAAUAUAGAUUUGUAUAAUGGAAAAGAAUUGAAUGAGUGUUCGAACAAAGCGGAUAAAUAA
Messenger RNA from Alnus glutinosa, 1034 nucleotides. RefSeq lists its product as uncharacterized. The record is from RefSeq and is a predicted model, not a curated record. The transcript has 2 exons. NCBI's taxonomy places the organism in Eukaryota, Viridiplantae, Streptophyta, Magnoliopsida, Fagales, Betulaceae. Gene Ontology annotation, molecular function: polysaccharide binding. Bases 78 to 1034 code for a protein of 318 amino acids.